CGUUUGAUUGAAUUUAGAGCAGGCAAUGUUGGGCACUCUAUGUGUACGUACGCAAGAAAAAGGACCCUUCUAAGAUUGCGGAAGUGGAGCAACUAAUUCCUAUUGAUAGGUUCUGUAGAAUGAUUAAGUGGGAUGGAUGAAAACAAUGGCUGUGGGGAAGUGGACUAUUUGCUGCAAGAUGAAGACUCACUCAUAGAAGGUGUCAGCAACCCAGUCCUCUUCGUGGUCGUUCUCAGUGUCACGUUCCUGUGUGGUCUGGUAACUCUGCUCUGCAGAAAUGAGCAGCAGAACAUCCAUCCAGAGAACCAGGAACAUGUACGCGCCGUCCGGCAGCAGCUGCAGUCUGAAUUACAGGAAGGAGAAUCGGCAGAGCCUAGGCAACAGUUCUACACAGACAUGUCCUGCCCUGUCUGUCUGCAGCAAGCAGUGCUGCCUGUGGAAACCAACUGUGGACACCUGUUCUGUGGUUCUUGUAUAAUUGCUUAUUGGAGAUACGGGACUUGGCUUGGUGCAAUUAACUGUCCCAUCUGCAGACAAAUGGUCACACUGCUGUUCCCACUCUUCCAUGAGCAUGCCUCUCCGCAGCAGGUUCAGGAUGGAACCGUGGAACCCCUCCUCAUCCUCCGGGAUCUCAACGAUUACAACCGCAGGUUCUCCGGACAGCCCAGAUCUCUGAUGGACCGAUUACGUGAUGUUCCCACAUUGCUGCGCCACCUCUUCAGGGAGAUGUUCUCCGUGGGGGGGCUUUUCUGGAUGUUCCGUAUACGUAUUCUGCUGUGUCUGUUUGGGGCCCUCGCCUACCUGGCCUCGCCACUGGACUUCAUCCCUGAGGCUCUGUUUGGCCUCCUGGGGUUCAUGGACGACUUCUUUGUCAUCCUCCUCCUCUUCAUCUACAUCUCCAUCAUGUAUCGAGAGGUGGUGACCCAGAGGCUGGCUGGGUGAUUCUGUGACACCCGUUUAGCUCUAUUCAAACUUUGUCUGCUCGAACCGCAGAGACCGAGGUGUUUUCCUUUAUGCGAGAACAAAAUGUCUAGAGUGUCUGAUAAUGACGUUUUAGGUUUAUAACCCUCUGUGAGGACUGUGCUCUCUGUUGCUAUGGACUGGAUUUCCACCACUGGAGUGGGGACUAAAUUCUGGGUCUACUGGUAUAAUGACAUCUAUUGGCAAUAGUCCUGUAGUUUUGAAAUAUUGAGAUUAAUGCCACAAUGUCUUAUUGUUUCAUCUGUUAAAAUGGGAACCUAUUUUAUCCACUAAUCCAAAAAUGUUUUGAGAAAUUGGCUUACCAAGCACGAUUGUAUGCUGUUCUAGUUUUAUAUACUGUCCUUUGUCCAGUUUGCGCGUGUAGGGGUGUAGGGGGCGUGUAGGGGUGUA
Esox lucius (northern pike) is the source of this 1371-nucleotide messenger RNA. RefSeq names its product ring finger protein 170 (gene rnf170). Gene Ontology annotation, molecular function: ubiquitin protein ligase activity. The coding region runs from base 133 to 942 and encodes 269 amino acids. The record is from RefSeq and is a predicted model, not a curated record. The transcript has 7 exons. NCBI's taxonomy places the organism in Eukaryota, Metazoa, Chordata, Actinopteri, Esociformes, Esocidae.